Cynara cardunculus var. scolymus (artichoke) is the source of this 795-nucleotide messenger RNA. RefSeq lists its product as uncharacterized. The transcript is spliced from 2 exons. Gene Ontology annotation, molecular function: zinc ion binding; nucleic acid binding. NCBI's taxonomy places the organism in Eukaryota, Viridiplantae, Streptophyta, Magnoliopsida, Asterales, Asteraceae. The record is from RefSeq and is a predicted model, not a curated record. The coding region runs from base 1 to 795 and encodes 264 amino acids.
AUGCCACCAAGAAGAGAGAACCCCGAAGUUGCACGACUUGUGUCAAAGCAACUAUUGGACGCACUACCCAACAUUGUCAGUCAAGUGGCGGCAAAGCUUAAUGCGAACCAAUCAUCAAACCCUGAGCCUAGAAAACCCAGAGAAUGCACUUACAAGUCGUUCAGAUCCUGCAAUCCAAAAGAAUUCCAUGGGACUGAAGGGGCUGCAGGAUUACUGACAUGGAUAGAGAGUAUGGAAUCUGUCCUCUAUAUUAGCAAGUGCUCUGAAAUAAACAAAGUGGAAUAUGCGGCUUCUUUGUUGCAAGGAAGGGCACUCACCUGGUGGAAUGCAUUGGUACAGGCCAGAGGUCGAGAAGUGGCUAAUCAACUUCCAUGGAAGGAGUUCAAGAAACUCCUCAAGGCCGAAUACUGCCCCAGAAGCGAACUCCAGAAGCUAGAAAUGGAGUUAUGGAAUCACAAAAUGAAAGGGGAUGAUAUAGCUGCGUAUACGGUUCGAUUCCAUGAGUUGGCAAAUCUAGUGCCACACCUAGUUUCACCAAAGGAAGUUCGCAUUGAGAGGAGAACGAUAGGAAAUUUCGGAGCACAGACUCAGACGGUGAAUCAAAGAGACAAGGCCAAGUGCAAUAGAUGCAAAUACCCACACUGGGGAAACUACAUCACUUGUCAAAGGUGCCAUCUCGGGGGUCAAACAGCAAAGGAUUGCUGGAAACGAUUGUGCUUCGAUUGUGGAAGUCCAGAUCACAAGAGGAACGUUUGCCCGAAAAGGAAACAUGGAGCCAAUGUAGGCCAAGCCUGA